Molecule: messenger RNA, 1567 nt
Organism: Drosophila hydei
Lineage: Eukaryota; Metazoa; Arthropoda; Insecta; Diptera; Drosophilidae
Product: 1-acyl-sn-glycerol-3-phosphate acyltransferase gamma-like
Exons: 5
Coding region: 133-1299 (388 amino acids)
Cellular component (GO): endomembrane system
Molecular function (GO): 1-acylglycerol-3-phosphate O-acyltransferase activity
Source: RefSeq, a predicted model, not a curated record
GGUGUGCGCGUUAGUUAUAUCGAUUGCCGUUCAGCGCUAAGCACACGAAAACAACUAUAGUUAAAUAAAUAAAUAAAAAAAUCAACAAACGCACAAUAAACGUUGCCAAAAGAAUACAUAUAAAGCGUAAUCAUGAUUACGUUAAAGGAGCUAAAAAAGCUGAGACUGAUCCAUCUAUGCAUUGCUAUAACCUUCUUCACCAGCGGCCUGACCGUCAACUUUCUACAGCUUUUACUCCACAUCUGUGUAAAGCCUUUCAAUAAACAUCUCUUCCGUAAAUUAAUGUACUAUCUAUGCUAUUCCUUCUACUGCCAGCUCGUUUUUGUGGCCGAUUGGUAUGCGGGCUGCAAGAUGCGUGUGUAUAUGGAUGCCGAGGAUGAGAAGAAAUAUGCUGGCAACGAGCAUGUUUUGCUUUUGAUGAACCAUAAAUAUGAAAUCGACUGGUUGGCUGGCUGGAUGAUCUGCGAUAAAUUUGGAGUUCUAGGCAAUUGCAAGGCCUAUGCAAAAAAGGCCAUUAGAUAUGUGCCCUGCAUGGGCUGGGCCUGGUGGCUAGCUGAGUUUGUCUUUCUCAAUCGUGACUAUGACAAGGAUAAGGAGAUUAUUGCUAAGCAGCUAAAGGUUGUCUUCUCCUAUCCGGAUCCCACUUGGUUGCUGUUGAAUGCAGAGGGCACACGGUUUACGCCUGGCAAACAUGAAGCUUCUGUUAAGUUUGCCCAGGAACGGGGAAUGACGCCACUUAAACAUCAUUUAAUACCACGCACGAAAGGUUUUACAGCCAGCAUGCCAACAUUGCGUGGCAUAUGCCCGGUCAUCUAUGACAUCAAUUUGGCCUUUAGAAGUGAUGAGCAGGUACCUCCCACCAUGCUCUCGCUGCUCAAUGGCAAAGGCGUUGAGCCUUAUAUGCUAAUGCGUCGCAUUCCACUCGAGCAAGUUCCGGAGGGUGAGAAGGAGGCAGCGGAUUGGCUGCAAAAGUUGUAUGUGGAAAAGGAUCGUAUUAUUGAUAGCUUCCAUGAAACGGGCAGCUUUUUUAAGAAUUCUGGCGUUAAGGAGGUGCCGUUCAAAAUAUACGGACCCCGUCUCAGCAGCUUACUUAACUUUGCCGGCUGGGCUACUUAUUCGUUAUCCUUUAUCUUCUAUUAUCUUAUUUCGUCCCUGUUGGCAUCGAAUUGGACUGGUCUAAUUACGGCGCUUUCUGUGCUGGGCAUCUUCUAUUGGCUAAUGGGCGUGGCAAUUAAUAAGACACAAAUUAGCAAAGGCUCCAGUUACGGUGCACAGAGCACAAAAACGAGCGCACAUUAACUUGUAUAAAUACAAAAACAAAUUGUUUCGUUGUUUGUUAACGAGCGUGUUUAGUCAAUGAGCCAAGCUGAUAAUCUCACAAUUAUAUAUCUCUAUACACAAAUAACUUUAGUUUAUGCUUGAUAUGUUUUAUCGGCAGUCCUUAUCUCCAUUUUAUGUUUUUUCUUGGCUAUAAGUGAAUUAAAAGCUAUCAGUUUGGGUACAAAUUUAAUCAAUUAAUACAUGGAUAAGGUCUCGCACACUAGACAUACAAAACGUUGAAAUGAUG